Cucurbita moschata (crookneck pumpkin) is the source of this 2836-nucleotide messenger RNA. RefSeq lists its product as uncharacterized. Gene Ontology annotation, biological process: RNA processing. The transcript has 14 exons. Gene Ontology annotation, molecular function: RNA binding; nucleotidyltransferase activity. Lineage: Eukaryota; Viridiplantae; Streptophyta; Magnoliopsida; Cucurbitales; Cucurbitaceae. The record is from RefSeq and is a predicted model, not a curated record. The coding region runs from base 102 to 2288 and encodes 728 amino acids.
AGAUACGGCGUGCGGGAGCAACCAAAGCACAGUAGAAUUGAGAAGCUUGCGCCUCCAUGGCGGAAUAACAAAGCGCGCCAUGCUACAAUACUCCUCUUCUUAUGGCGUUUUUUUCUCUGAGACCCAACAACGGCUUCAUUUCUCACAUCCUUGACCUAAUCAAGCUUCAGAGGCUCACUCACGCUUUUACUAACGGAGAGCCUAUUCGGGCUCCUAUUUACUCAGCAAUGGAUUUUCAUUCAAUGGGUCGUCAAGAUGCAUCCAACAUUGACAUGCCCAAAUGGAAUAAAGUUGAUGGACGGGCUUUUGGGAUCAGUCGUUCAAUGAUCCCAUCUUCAUCAUGGAUGGUCUUGAAAAUUCUUCACAAUAAAGGGUUUGAGGCCUAUUUGGUUGGUGGAUGUGUGAGAGACUUGCUCCUAAAUAGAGCACCGAAAGACUUUGAUGUGAUUACCACUGCUGGACUAAGACAGAUCCACAAACUUUUUCAUCAUGCUCAAAUUGUUGGACGCCGUUUUCCUAUUUGUAUGGUUAAUAUCAAAGGCUCUGUCAUUGAGGUUUCAAGUUUUGAAACAGUUGCAAAACAUUCUAAAGGAAAAGAAACAGUAACGUCUUCUCCAACACCAAGAAAGUGUGAUGAAAAGGACUUAAUCCGGUGGAGGAACUCUCUGCAUAGGGAUUUCACAAUUAACAGUUUAUUCUUUGACCCUUUUCUGAACGUAAUCUAUGACUAUGCCGAAGGGAUAGCAGACUUAAGGUCCUUGAAGCUGCGGACGCUAAUUCCUGCAUCAUUGUCAUUCAAAGAGGACUGUGCUAGAAUUCUGCGUGGCUUAAGAAUUGCAGCUCGUUUGGGUUUGUCACUCUCGAAGGAUACAGAGACUGCAAUGCGUAAACUUUCAUCUUCUAUCGCAAGCUUGGAUAAGUCCAGGUUGAUGAUGGAAUUUAACUACAUGCUAUCUUAUGGAGCUGCUGUUCCUUCUCUCUAUUUGCUCCAGAGGUUCAACCUGCUUGAAAUUCUGCUGCCAUUUCAUGCUGCAUAUCUCGAUAAACAGGACAUUAAGAAAUCUUCUCUCAAUUCCACAAUGUUGAUGAAACUGUUCUCCAAUUUGGAUAAAUUGGUUUCAUGUGAUCGGCCUUCAGACUGCAAUAUAUGGGUCGCAUUGUUGGCGUUUCACAUGGCGUUAGUUAACAACCCUCAGAACUCUCUUAUAGUUCUGGCUUUUGCUGCCACCUUGUACCAUGGAGAGUGGAAUGAAGGUGUGAAUUAUGCAAGAGAAAACUCUCUUCUGCAGAUCAAUUUAAGACCGGAGAUUACAAGAUCGGCUCAAUUUAAAUCAGCGGAAGAGCUUGCCGAAAGGGUUACUCACUUUGCUUUAAAAGUACAGGGUUGCAUUGCUGCUUUAACUUCAGCAGACUGUCUCUUAGAAGCCAUGUCAACGUUUCCAGCCUCUCCACACUCUAGUUUGGUGUUUGUGUCCAAGAAAGCUGCCAAAGAUGUUGCUAAAAUUAUUGAAGUGCUGGUGAAUGAUGUUGAAUCCUACAAAAAUACGAGAAAAAAUUUUGAAAUUGACUAUCAGCUGCUUAAGAAGGGUAUUUUGAAUGAGAGUAGAUUUGUCUUGGGAAAAGUUAUCUUGGAAACCCUGAAAGAGGCAAUUGUGCAGGAAGAUGGAAUCAUUCUUGACGUGAAACAAAAUCUUUGUGUUGAUGCAACUACUGAGGAAAAUUAUAGUUCACCCGUCUCUGAUUCGGUGAAGGACCAAUUGGUGGUUAAAAGAAAUAAGAAAGUUCGAAAACUGCUAUCUAGUUCUGAAGUUGAGUGGGAAGGGAAUAAGAAAAAUAAGCUUGAUGGGAAGGAGGGAAGUAUUUUUGACAGGGUAGUUGAGGAUGGAAGGUGUGUUAACAUUGCAGAACCCUACAAAAAGGGAGUAGAGGCAUCUCAAUUACCCCAUGCUGGAUUAAAUUCGAUGGAGGAUUCAUUGUUGGAGUCAAGCAAAUGUCAUCACUUUGAAGUGAGGGAGAGUGAGGUUAUGCAAGAAAAUCUUGAAACCAUGGACAAUCAGGUUAAGAAGAUGACCCCAUCCCAGGAAACACGUGAUAAGGUUACCAAGGAGCUACUUCAUGCUGUAGAGGCCAACCCAUGGAAGAUGGACAAAGUAAAUGGGAAAGAAGGAAAGCCAGAGAAGAAAGAGCAUGGUUUGCAGCCUCAGGGAAAGGAGAAUAUUGAAAAGAAACGUAGACAUGUAACAGAUAUCGAGCAGCACAAACGUCCGCUGUCUAGCCUUUUUAAGUAAAUUCCUAAAGGGUAUGAAUCAGAAGCUGUUCUUUGAAUUGCUCAAAACCGGCGCACCAUCGUGGAGGUGUAUGAUUCAAGUACCAUACUUGUUUCUACCCAAGAUUUGAUCAUUACAGUGCCAUACUUCAACACGACCGCCCCUGUUCGUUUCUGUUCAAUAGUAGAAGCAGUUCAGAUUAGAACUCCCGGUGAUCUAGAAAUCCAACCGGAGUUUUUCCUCAACUAAACGCCGCGCAUUCGUCCCGAACCAGGAAGAAAGAGGUAAUAGAAUUAAUCAAGAUAGACAUAAAAUGGUAUUUCUGAUUCAUUCCCUGUGUGUUUCUGUAUCGUUUAAGAGUUUCAAAUUAAUUUUAGUAAAGAACAUAGCUUCCCUGGUUCUGAAGACAAGUGGGUAACAAAUUCAUGUAAAAUACUGGAUUGAUUUGAGUCAAUUUUGGGUAGAUAGAUCCGUAGAAAGUUUUGGUCCAGUUGAUACAUCAAGCUGAAUAAUUUUGAUUAUCUCGAUUUACCCCUACAUUCUGUUUUAUUAUUAUUAUUCUUCAUUUA